This is a messenger RNA of Leguminivora glycinivorella, 751 nucleotides long. RefSeq lists its product as uncharacterized. Lineage: Eukaryota; Metazoa; Arthropoda; Insecta; Lepidoptera; Tortricidae. The transcript is spliced from 4 exons. Bases 21 to 512 code for a protein of 163 amino acids. The record is from RefSeq and is a predicted model, not a curated record.
CAAGCACACGAGACACCAUCAUGUUUAAAAUAGUUGUGUUUCUAUCGGUAAUAUUCACUGUUAUAUUAAAAGCCAACGGUUUACAAUGUUACGUGUGCUACGAUUGUUUGACCGUGAGCGAUGAUUACCUGAAGUCCUGCGACUCCUUGCUUCCUACUAGUACUGCUCAACCCGAUACCACCACAAGUACUGAAUCUACUUCUUCAAAUUCAACAACGAAUACAACAACGACUACAACUAUAGCUCCUCAAUUGCAAGUCUCAAAUUCUGCGGAGAGACUAGAGAGGGCAAACACGACAUGGGAGUGUGUCCAGGGAACUAUUCCAGUAAACGGUUCCGACGUGAUCGUCCGCGGUUGCGCAGCGGGCCGCACCAACGAAACCUGUGAUAUGUUCGGACUGCAUGCCUGUUCCUUCUGCUCGAAGGACAAAUGCAACUCAGCUGGAUCCGUACAGGUCUCGGCUGCUGUUCUAGCUAUAGCAUUUUUCGCGUAUAUAGUUAAGGACUUUUGAGGUCGCAAACGGGUCGUGAGCUGAUGAGACUGAGAGUUUAUGAGCCGCGUGACGUGUUUUCAAAGCUGUAGGGCAAACACAUGAUGAGCACCACAGUUUAUUGCCCUCGAGUUGGACUACCCGUCCUACUUCAAUUAAUUCAGUUGGAAAAGGUCGGGUAGUCUUAUACGAGUAUCUCAAACGAGAUAAGUACCGUCAUUGCAGUAUUGCACUCAUCAUGUGCUUGCCUUGAUGAAUGA